AUGUACCUUGAUAUGUCCUCUAAACAAAAAGAUCAACGCCCCAAUGUAUUUUGUUUAGUUCCGGAGAACGAGCGGUUCUUGUGGACCACUGCAAGGCUAUUUUCCCGCUGGAACGGCUCCCACGCCACGCUCGCCUUCUCUGUGUUAGCGGACGUGAUCGCCAGGAUCCCCGUCCAGCAUCAGCCCGCAGUGGCUGCCCCGCCCCAAGCUCGGGACUGCAUUCAGGAGUUGGACCUGAACAAUGUCAGUCACGCUGUACCAGACAGACGGCAGGCAGAGAAGGCGGCCACGCUGGCCCGCGUGUGGGUGCAUGGGGUGCGGCGGAUGUUCUGGGUGUCGUGCAACGCUGACCCUGCCUGGGUCCUGGACGUGCUGCGGAGAGCCGCCCCGACGCUGGAGGAGCUUCACAUUAAGAAUCCCCGCGAGCAGCACCUUCUGGCUGUGCACGCCAUGCGUGGACUGCGGCGGGUGGCCUUGCGGUGUCACGACGGUGCCCUGGACGCACAGCCCCCCGCGCUGCCCGCCCUGCCACGAGGCGGCCUCAAGUGGCUGCGUGUAGUUGGACUCCCCCGGGCCACCCUGGUCUCCCUGCUGCAGGCCCACAGUGCCUCGCUGGACGUGCUGUGGCUUCACGUCGGCACUCCGGGGGGCGGGCGGUGGCCUGUAGGAUGCGACGACCUGGAUGCCCUGCUGGGUCAGUGCGGCCUCCGCGUGUCUAGGGUCGUGCUGUGGAGGGGGCACUUCGCCAGCCACUUCGAGUCAGACUGCCCUGCACAGGUGUCCGCGGUGCGGCGCGUGCUGCCGGCCGCCACGGUGCAGUGCGAAAAGUGUGACGAGGUUAAAUGGGAAAAGUUUUAGGCACUGCGUGAGCACGGCGCGCGCGGGAGGGGCACAGGCAGGGCACGGCAGCCGGCGAGACCCUCCAGUGUGUCGUGCGGCGGGCUGCCCGUUGGGGGAAGCGGUGCACAGUGCAGUGGCCUCGCAGAGAGUACUCUACGUGCCUCAAGCCCUUCAAGAUUUGCUGGUUUCUGAGCGUUUGAAGUUGAACUGCCGCGCACAAUCUGUCCUUACAUUUCGUUUGCUGUCACAUAAUAGACUAUUCUAGUCGUGGCUGAGUGAAGAACAAGAAGAAUCACAAAAGACGCAAUUUAGGGCAUUUAAAGUGAAUAUAUUUGAUGAAAUAUGUUGCAUUUACUAGAAAAUAUUUGAAUUAACUUCUACCAAGCAAGGGGACUUAAACAUUUGAAGUAAAAGUGCAAAAAAAGUACACUUUUGUGAUUCUUCUUGUUCUUCACUCAGCCACGACUAGAAUAGUCUAUUGUUUUCUGUCCUUAAAAAAGGCUUGGAAGAAAAGACAGGAAUGCACAAGUGCCUUGGCUCGCGCGCUCCGGACUUGUAAAAUCCCGUCUUAUCAGUCUUUGUGUUGGAUGGAUUUAUUGAGUUGAAUUAGUUGUGCAGUGAUUUUCCAAAUAUGCUGUGUCAGUUUCCACUGAAAGAUGUCUUUAGUUUGACCGCGAGACAUUUGUUCGUUGCAAUUCGUUUCCUUUCAUUUUUGGAAGAAUGAAAUGUUAGUGUGAAAGCUUUCGUUUUGUAUACGAGGUUCCACUUUAUCAUAGUGUAGUUUUACGUUGUUGGUUUUUCCGUGUGUUCUCUUUGAUAUCGAAUACACGGUUUAAUAUAACUGCUGACUUUCCCGCGAAGAUGCCAUUGUUCUUCUUCGGAUGAGUAAACUGUUCCAUUUAUUUUUCACAACUGUUACUGUUAAUUUCUUGAACUGUUAAGGAAAGUAAAUUGUUUCCACGGCUAUUAAUUACUUACUUUCCACUAUUUUUUAAACUUUUGCGUGUAGCAAACCUUCCUUAACUUGCA
Thrips palmi is the source of this 1869-nucleotide messenger RNA. RefSeq lists its product as uncharacterized. Lineage: Eukaryota; Metazoa; Arthropoda; Insecta; Thysanoptera; Thripidae. Bases 1 to 858 code for a protein of 285 amino acids. The transcript is spliced from 3 exons. The record is from RefSeq and is a predicted model, not a curated record.